Rubroshorea leprosula is the source of this 2724-nucleotide messenger RNA. The record is from the annotation of a GenBank genome assembly. NCBI's taxonomy places the organism in Eukaryota, Viridiplantae, Streptophyta, Magnoliopsida, Malvales, Dipterocarpaceae.
CUUCUACCUUCUACAAUCUCUUUCCUUUUCUUUUCAUUCUUUCCCUUUUCUCCCUUCCUCUCCUCAUUCUUCCCAGAUCUAGGUUUAGGAUAUGAGGACGUUAGGAUUAAAAAUGUUUACUACAAAAGAAUGUUAGCAAGCAUGCCUAGGCAUUUAAAGUCUUUGGCAGGUGAUGAUAGUAUUAGGGAUGUUAUGAGGAUUGUCAGAAAAGAGAUGAUAUGUGAGUUUUAUGUGGACCAUGAGGUUAAUUUUGCUGAAAUUGCUCCGCUACCAAUAGGUUGGAUUGAUAAUGAUGUAGUUUAUGAGGAUUGGGGACCACAAGAUAAGGUAGGCCAGAAUGGCAACAAUGAAGUUAAUGAGGGAGAAGAGGAAGGUGACAUAGGGAACAUAACCCAAGAUAGGCCAAUUGGUGGUAAUAAGGAAGCAGAUCCUGUUGAUGGUAGUGACAAAGAUGAUGAUGAAGCCAUUGCUGUGAAGGCUAUUGCAAGGUCUCUAAGGAGACCAACAGAAGGAUUAGAAGUUCCUCCAGGUUUUAAGGGUUCAAAAACAGGGGUUAGGUACAAAACUGUUGCAAAGAAACCAACUCCUUUAUCUACUCCCACAAAGAAAGCAACAGAUCCAACCUCAACAUCUACAAGCAAAGGGGUUCCAAUAGAUCCUGUUGAGAACGCCAGAAGGAGAAAGGAAAAGGCCAAGCUUGCAGAGAAGAGGUAUAAAACAUUGCCACAAGGUAGGGGGUCUUACAAGGGGAAGGACUUAACCCUUAAAAAAGGAAAGAAGGGAGAUCCAGUACAUCCAUCCCAAUCAGUUCUAGUUGAUAAUGAUGAGUGCUUAUACAGUGAUAAUGAUGGGAGAGAUAGUGAAUAUGCUCCAAGUGAUGAUGCUGGCAAGUUGAGAGACUCAUCAACAGAUUCUGAAGAUGACAUUUUUCUUGCUCCUAGGGCAGCAGAUAGACCAAGAAGAGCUGCAAAUGUCUACUUUAAUCCUGCUUGGGAUGUCCCUAGUUUUGAAGUUGGAAUGAGGUUUCAAAGUUCCAAACAAUUCAAGGAAGCAGUCAAACGUUAUUCUGUGAGGAAAGGAUGUCCUUUUAUACACAUUAAGAAUGAACCUAAAAGGCAAAGGUUUGUUUGCAAAUCUGGUUUGUGUAGCUGGGAGAUUUAUGCUUCAUUUGAGAAGAGGGACGACAGUUUCAAGGUAAAGAGUUACUAUCCUGAACACACUUGCUUCAAAAAUCCUAACAACAAGAUGAUGACUUGUGAGAUGGUGGCUGAGUACUUUAAAAGUAGAAUUUAUGCCACUUCUUUCAUAAAAUGUAAAGACAUGAUGAGAUUUGCUUAUAAUGAGCUUAGGGUAAAUGUCAACUUCAAGAAAUGUGAAAGGGAGAUGGAAGGAAAUUACAGAGAUGAGUAUGCUAUGAUUAAUGCGUUUGGGAUGUACUUGAAAGAAGUAAACCCUGGGAACUUAGUUUUUAUUACAACUGAUGAGAAUUCUGCUAGUGAAAAAGUGUUUAGCAGGAUGUAUGUGUGUUUGAAAGCAGUUAGUGAUGGUUGGAAAAAAGGAUGCAGACCAAUCUUUGGGGUUGAUAGUUGUUUUCUUAAAGGAAUAUGCAAGGGCAUACUGUUAUCUGCUGUUGGUAGAGAUGGAAAUAACCAAAUGUACCCAAUUACAUGGGCUGUCGUUGAGUCAGAAAACAAUGAUUCUUGGCAAUGGUUCAUGGAAAAGCUUGCAAAUGAUUUGGAGUUGGGUGAUGGACAUGGUUACACCGUGAUUUCUGAUAGACAUCCAGGCAUUAUUAAUGCAAAGACAGAGGUAUUACCAUUGAUUUGGCAUAAAUAUUGUGCAAGGCACCUCUACUGCAAUCUUGCAAGGCGAAAUAGAGCUGAUGACAUCAAGCUUGCAUUUUGGUUGGCAUGUAGGGCAACCAAUGAGUUCGACUAUCUGGACAAAAUGGAUGCUUUAAGGGCGUUGUCUGAGGAGGCUUAUGCUGAACUGAAUGAACUACCUGACAAAAAGCUAUUUGUUGAUACAUGGGCAACUAAUAUUGCACCAAGAGUUCUGAAGAAGAUCAAUGAUAAUAAUAACCUGUCAAUGAAAUGCAAUGUGAGGUGGAAUGGUGACAAUGACUUUGCUGUGUUUGAUGGGCAUACACAGCAUACACAUGUGGUCAAUGUCCAUGAAAGAAAUUGCUCAUGUAGAGAAUGGAACCUCACUGGAAUUCCUUGCUCACACGCUCUUUGUGCAUUAAGAUUCAAAGAUUGGAGUUUUGAGUACUUUGUUGAUGAGUACUACAAAAAGGAAAAGUACCUUCAAACUUAUGGGACAGCACUAGAAUGCCUCAGAGGGAACGAAGUGUUGAGGAGGAGGCUAGAAAGAGGAUGUUUGCCACUGGAGAUGAGAUCAAUGCUAGGGCGCCCUAGAAGGAAUAGAAGAAGGGCAAAGGAUGAGCCUUUGAAACUGAAGAAAGGGAAAUUGACCAAGUUAUCAAAGCAUGGAUCUGUGUACACUUAUAGUGUGUGUGGUGAACAAGGGCACAACAAAGCUGGAUGUCAAGAAAACAGGUAAAAAAAGUUCAAAUCCCACACAAAAACCAAAAGUAGCAAAAAAGAGCACAAAGGUUAGUAAAAAAGGUGAUACUAUCUAUCUGGGAGGGGUCGAAGGAAGAACAAGAAAAGCAAAACGAAAGCUUAAUGAUAGUGUAAGAAAAAAUAACAAUAUUUACUGUGU